Fonsecaea erecta is the source of this 1101-nucleotide messenger RNA. RefSeq lists its product as hypothetical. The transcript is spliced from 3 exons. The record is from RefSeq and is a predicted model, not a curated record. Gene Ontology annotation, cellular component: mitochondrion. NCBI's taxonomy places the organism in Eukaryota, Fungi, Ascomycota, Eurotiomycetes, Chaetothyriales, Herpotrichiellaceae. The coding region runs from base 1 to 1101 and encodes 366 amino acids.
AUGGCAUAUGUGAGGUCCUAUACGACCAUUCCAGUGCCCAAAGUCCUUGAUUGGAACGCAGACGAACACAACCCAAUAGGUGCGGAAUACAUAAUCAUGGAGCAUGUUCCAGGAGUCCAGUUGCAUGAUGUCUGGCCAACUAUGAAGUCUCAUCAACAUAUGCUAGUUACCAAGAACUUGGCAUAUGCUGUGACAGAAAUGGCAAAUCUCACAUUUCCAGCCUACGGCAGCUUAUAUUUCGACACCACUCCGAAUACACAGGCAAAGGCGAUUAGUAUCCCUGACGGCUUUGUGGUUGGGCCUAAUUGUGGUAGAGAUUACUGGGACCCUAUCGAUGAGGGUUCGCAUGGGACCACUCUUAGGGAGUACACAGAUGGGCUCCUGGACGCAGGUUAUGCACGGCUGCCCAAUCGUUCAACAGAAAGCGACGUUGAACUACCAUAUCGUGGUUCCGUGGGAGAACAUGUUCGACUGUUACAAAUCAGCAAAAGCGCGAUCAAAGAACUGAUCAAGAGUCCCUUGAUUCAGGAAUCAUCAAGACCCAUGCUGCUGCAUCCUGAUCUCAAUAAGAGAAAUAUAUUUGUUUCUCUAGACGACCCAACAAAGAUAACCGCUUUUAUCGAUUGGCAAUCUACCUGUAUUGAGCCGACCUUUGUGUAUGCGAAUGAGACGCCUGAUCUGAUAGCGACUCCACCAGCGCUUUCCUGGAUUACUGAAAUGGAUGACGAGUUGCUGGCAAUGGCAGACACUUCGGGUGACAGGGAGAGGCUUGAAAGAGAUAUCUGGAUCUGUCGACAGACUUUUGAAGUGGCGAUCCGCGGGUUUUCGCCGAAGCUUGCGGCUGCCAGAGCACUGGAUGAAGCGUUGCUGAGGCAUUUUCUUUACUGCCACUCGUCCUGGCAGGUUGGUGCCGUAGCGUUGCGGCAGGAGCUGAUUGAACUCUCCCAGCAUUGGUCUCAGCUGGGACUUCCGGGCUCGUGUUCUUACCAGCCUUCCCCGGGGGAGCUCGCAGAGCACGCAAAGCAAUGGGAUGAUUUCGAGACCACCCAGAAGUUCAAACUCUUUUUGAUUCGGAUGCUAGACUCGAGCUCGGACGGAUAG